AUGCGGCGUCUAUUCCUGCCUACCGUAACCCUCAUCCUCCUCUUGAUUCUUCAAACUACAGUAACCCGGGCGGAUUACUGUGGCGAGCACAAAGUGCCAUUCGGAAUGGAAGUGCACAAGAAUGGAAAUGUCAAUAUUUUGUGUUCGCGGCCGAAUUGUCACGAGAAGAAAUAUGCGGAAUGCCCAGAGCGUGCCACAUCAACAUCAUGCUCCACCAACUCCUCUUGGGUGGGCGGAGUCACUCAACACUCGGAUGGCGGUCUCAGAUUGAUGUGUUGUGAAUAUGACCUUCUACCGGUGUACUCGACGAUUCAAUAUCAGAAACUGCAAAUCCGUCGUGGCGAGUACUUCGAAGGUGACGAACAAAUGGACGGGGAUACUGUAAUCUCAUUUGAUCUCAUCGGAGACAUUGAACAAAUCAAAGAACCUGAUGGAAAUUUCUCGUACAAUCUUUUGAUCUACCGAUAUCAUUGUGGAAAUAUUCCGGACACCCCACCGGCGUGGUACAUGAAAAAACAGUGGCCGUAUUGGGACAAGGAACAGUGA
Caenorhabditis remanei is the source of this 546-nucleotide messenger RNA. RefSeq lists its product as uncharacterized. NCBI's taxonomy places the organism in Eukaryota, Metazoa, Nematoda, Chromadorea, Rhabditida, Rhabditidae. Bases 1 to 546 code for a protein of 181 amino acids. The transcript has 3 exons. The record is from RefSeq and is a predicted model, not a curated record.